Messenger RNA from Lycium barbarum (goji berry), 2961 nucleotides. Its product is annotated as putative late blight resistance protein homolog R1A-10. The transcript has 3 exons. Gene Ontology annotation, molecular function: ADP binding. The record is from RefSeq and is a predicted model, not a curated record. The coding region runs from base 23 to 2611 and encodes 862 amino acids. NCBI's taxonomy places the organism in Eukaryota, Viridiplantae, Streptophyta, Magnoliopsida, Solanales, Solanaceae. Gene Ontology annotation, biological process: defense response to other organism.
UUAGCCCCUCAGACUCAGAGAAAUGGCUUAUGCUGCUCUUUCUUCACUUAUGCAUACGUUGCAGCAACUCCUGCAGUCUAAAUCACCUUUAAUUUGUGGACGCUCUAUACAACAUGUUGAAUCUGCUUAUCAAAGUUUAUAUGCUCUGCAAGUUUUUCUUGAGGAUACUACAAUGGAAGCCAAAGAUAUUGAAACUCUCAAGGUUAUAGAAAAGAGGAUCAGAGAUGUAGUCUACAAAGCAGAAGAUAGAGUUGAUUCAAGCCUUAGAAGCGCUAUUCUAGCGGAUAAUGGAGAUAACCGAGAAAGGGCCUGUAGAUCCUUUUUUGAAGAAUUGCUAGAAGUGGAAAAAGAAGUUGAUUCUCUCAAGAAAGAGGUGAUGCUGAUCAAGUUUAACAAGCUUGGAUUCAAGUCAACAGAAGCAACUAUUACUUCUUCAUCAUCAAGAAGGUAUGCAACUGAUGACAGUACUAUUGUUGGGAUGGAGGAUGACUUCAAUACCAUAGUAGAUCGCCUCACCGCCCAAACAGAUGAGUUAAUUGUCAUACCAAUUGUCGGUAUGGGAGGUAUAGGUAAGUCAACUCUCGCUAGAAAAGUUUAUGAUGAUCUAUCUAUUCGUUCCCGAUUUGAUAAACGUGCAUGGGUCACUGUCUCUGAAAACUACAAUGAGAGACAAAUGCUUCUUGAAGUUGUCUCCUCAAUUACUGGAAGCAAUCAAGAAAUGAGCAACGAUCAACUGAUGGAGAUUGUGUUUAGAGGUCUGAAGCGCAGGAGAUUUCUAAUUGUCAUAGAUGAUAUUUGGAGUACUGAGGCUUGGGACCAAAUGCAAAGAGUAUUUCCAAAUGAUGACAAUAAAAGACGAAUUCUAUUAACCACUCGGCUAAAAAAUGUUGCUGAUUGUGCCAGCUGCCCUGAUUCUCCUCCUCAUGGUAUGUCUUUUCUAAAUUUCGGAGAUAGUUGGAUUCUAUUUACUGAAAGACUUUUCGGAAAAGAUCCCUAUCCUCCGCAACUAGAAGAAAUUGGGAAGCAUAUCGUAAAGCAAUGCGGAGGAUUACCUCUAUCAAUUAUUGUCGUUGUUGGACUUCUUGGAAAGAUGGAACCGACCCAUGAUAAUUGGAAGAAGCUUGAGGAAAAUUUGAACUCAUUCUUUGGUACGGUUUCUGAACAAUGUCAAGCAAUUCUUUCUUUGAGCUACAGUUACUUGCCCCAACAUUUGAAGGCUUGUUUUCUGUAUGUUGGAGGUUUUCCUGAAGAUAUGGAGAUUUAUGUUUGGAAGUUGACUAGGCUAUGGAUUGCUGAGCAGUUUAUAAAGGCAAGAUGCGAUAAAAGGUUAGAAAUAAUAGCAGAGGAGUAUCUAGAAGAGUUAAUUGAUAGAAGUCUAAUUUUGGCUGGUAAACGGAAGGCUAAUGGAAGAAUGAAAACUUGCAAAAUUCACGAUCUUCUUCGGCAGCUGUGCAUAAGAGAAGCUCAAAUUGAAAAUUUUGUACAUGUCAAGAAUGAGAAUGUCCCUAUUUUCUCAGAAGGAAUAAAUAAUGAACGGAGAGUGAUUGUGCCGCUUGAUUGUUAUAGGCAUGGGAGUGGUAUUAUCAGUACAAUCCGCAGCUUGGUUUUUACGAGCAUUAAUCAUUUUUAUAUUUAUGAGCGUCCUUGUUCCAUUAUCUCACAUUUUGAGCUGCUUAAGGUGUUGGAUGUAUCUUCAAUUAAGUACGAUUUCUCUGGUGUAAUACCUCAACUUGUACAUUUGAGAUAUGUUGCUGCAAAAAUAGCCAAAGCUCCUUCACUAGCCAAAUUGUGGAAUUUACAGACCAUAAUUCUUCGUAGUUUUAGCAGAUACUUGCAGCUCCCACUAGAGAUCUGGACAAAGACAGAGAUAAGACAUCUCAUUAUUGCAGGGUUUAUACCCAAUCCUCUUGAGGCAGAAAGUCAUGGAGAACAACCUUUGUUUCUCAAUAAUUUGCAAGUACUUGUUGUCAAGUCCUCUCAUUUUUUGGCAGAAAUACUAAGAAGAACUCCCAAUCUAAUUAAGCUAAAGAUUAUGUCUUUGAAACCCGUUGACUGGCCUGCUAUUCUUGAUUCUAUCAUUCUAUUACAACAGAUGGAGAAACUAACUAUAGAAGCACUACUAGGCUUUGACCCGAUGAUUCUCUCCCGGGAUUUUUUCCUGCCUAAUCUCAAGCAAUUGACAUUUAUUUUUACUUGUUUGGCAUGGGAAGAUAUGGGUGUGCUGGCUAAUUUACCCAAUCUUGAGGUUCUCAAAACAAAUCAUGCAUUCAGGGGAACAGACUGGAGACUAGAUGAAGAUGUUGUGUUUCAAAAAUUAAAAUAUCUACGAAUGAAGUCCGGAGAUCUGGAAAGGUGGGAAGCAGCUAGUGAUAAUUUUCCGAUGCUUGAGCAACUAAUCCUGAUUGAGCUCCUUAAACUGGAGGAGAUUCCUCAGAGUAUUGGAGAAAUAAUGACACUAAAAUUAAUCCACAUAGAAAAUUGCAGCUCUGGAGCCGCCAGUAGUGCAAAGAAAAUUCAACAAGAGCAAGAAAGCGAUGGAAAUGAUGAGCUUCAAUUUCAAAUUUUUAGGCGUUGGCCCUAUAAGGAGGAGGAGGAUUACUCAAGCUUGUAAGGAGCCCAGAGUUCUCGUUCGUCACCGAUGAGGUAGGCAGGGAGACGGAUCAGACCCGUAGGUGUUCUAUCAGCGAAUUCUCAGAAGCACUCCACUUGCUUCGGAGCUGCAGUCUAUUUGGUAUUGUCCUUAUGAUCAUUUGUAUUCUAUGUAGAGGCUCGUAGACGUGUGUGUACAGUUAGAUGUUUUAUAGCUCCACCGGUUCAUGUUGUUGUAUAAUAUAUUGGUGGCCUCGUUGGCCUUAUUUUGAGCUCUUGAUACUUUACUGUUAGCCUUGCCGGCUUUAUGAUAUACGUUAUGUUGUGGCGACCUUGUCGGUCCGCAUAUGAACAUAUGUGCUGAAUGAUAGG